CUGAAACAGGAUCAGCUGGUAAAACAGGAGAAAAGAACGGAACACAGUUUAGGAUAUAAUAUGGCAAAACCUGAAACUAAAUGCUAGAGCAAGAGGGAACAACAAGACUACCAGGUCAGAGUGGUAAGAGAAUAAGGUAUGGUAGGGGAAGAAGAGGCGACAGGAGGCAAAAUAGAGAAUAAAGGGACAAAGCUGAAAGAGGCAUACUGACAGCAAUGAAAUGAGAUAGGUAAAGAGCAUAGAGGAGGCUUGUUGGGGAAAAAACAGGCGGGGAAUUUGUAAUCUGAUCCUGAGUAUAAAGACUGCUGGAACUUGUGCACUGUAUACAGAUGAAUGGGACCAGGGCAGAGAGUGUCACACUAAGUACUGAGGAGAACAGUAUACUUGGUGCCUUUCCCAACAUACAGGUGGAUGGAGAAUUAGGCUAAGUUCUUUUUCAAGCGUUUAUACCGUGGUUUUGCCCCUAAAAUAUACCAAGUCACUUAUGGAUUAUAUUGGAUGUUACUGUAAGAUCUCAAAAGAACUGCUUUGGCACUUUCCAUCCUACUGAAAGGACCAGGACCAGGACCGGGAGUUAGUCCCGGACCUACAGCUGAUCACACCUGUACAAACCUCUGGGGAUUGCUCUAAAUGUUGACUUGAUUCAUAUUGCACAUUUUGGCAACUUCUCCAAUACCUUUAAACAUUUUGGCUCUGGCUAAAAGGGCCUCCAGCAUCCACCCACCAGUUAUGAAGCCCAUGCAGAGGCUUUUUCAAUUGCCAGUGACAGCUGUGAAUCUAGUAAAGAACCACCGAUCAGAGGAGGCAAAAAGUCCUGUUCUGACACCAGACGGAGGAGUCCAAACGUUUUACAAUGCACUACAAGCAGAUGAGCUGAAAUUACUCAAAUCUCCACAAAUGGAAUCCAGCAUGGAAAACAACGGAACCAGCUCCCAAAGUCAGCCUGUGCGACACGAUGACUUGAAAGAAAUGUUGGACAGUAACAAGGACUCGCUGAAGUUGGAAGCUAUGAAAAGGAUAGUUGCUAUGAUAGCUAGAGGAAAGAAUACAUCAGACCUGUUUCCAGCAGUGGUAAAAAAUGUGGCCUGCAAGAACAUAGAGGUGAAGAAAUUGGUUUAUGUUUAUUUGGUUCGAUAUGCCGAGGAACAACAGGAUCUGGCUCUUCUUUCUAUUUCCACCUUUCAGCGAGGGUUAAAGGAUCCCAAUCAGCUGAUCCGAGCCAGUGCCUUGCGCGUUCUUUCCAGCAUCCGGGUGCCAAUAAUUGUGCCAAUUAUGAUGCUUGCAAUAAAAGAAGCAGCUUCAGACAUGUCUCCCUAUGUUCGAAAGACAGCUGCACAUGCUAUACCAAAACUGUAUAGCUUGGAUUCAGACCAGAAAGAUCAGCUUAUUGAAGUGAUUGAAAAACUUUUAUCUGAUAAGACAACGCUGGUUGCUGGAAGCGUAGUAAUGGCUUUUGAAGAGGUGUGUCCUGAACGCAUUGACCUGAUACAUAAGAAUUAUCGCAAGUUGUGUAACCUGCUGAUUGAUGUGGAGGAAUGGGGGCAGGUAGUCAUUAUCAACAUGCUGACACGUUAUGCAAGGACCCAGUUUCUGAACCCCAACCAAAAUGAGUCUCUUCUGGAAGAAAAUCCAGAGAAAGCUUUCUAUGGCUCAGAUGAGGAUGACGGAAACAAAGAAGAAAACGCAGAACCAUCAUCUGUUGUGAAACGGAAACCAUACAUUAUGGACCCAGACCACCGUCUUCUUCUUCGCAAUACCAAGCCCCUCUUGCAGAGCCGCAAUGCAGCUGUGGUUAUGGCAGUCGCACAACUGUACUUUCAUCUAGCACCAAAAGCAGAAGUUGGUGUCAUAGCAAAGGCCUUGGUUCGCUUAUUACGCAGUCACAGCGAGGUGCAAUUUGUUGUACUCCAGAAUGUGGCCACUAUGUCCAUCAAGAGAAGGGGGAUGUUUGAGCCAUACCUAAAAAGUUUUUACAUCCGAUCUACUGACCCAACCCAAAUUAAGAUUCUGAAGCUGGAGGUCCUAACAAACCUGGCUAAUGAGACCAACAUUUCCAUCAUUCUGCGAGAAUUCCAAACUUACAUUCGCAGCAUGGAUAAAGAUUUUGUGGCUGCUUCAAUACAGGCUAUUGGCCGAUGUGCUACCAACAUAGGCAAAGUCCGCGAUACCUGUCUCAAUGGACUUGUCCAGCUGCUAUCAAACCGGGAUGAGCUGGUUGUUGCAGAAUCAGUGGUGGUUAUUAAGAAAUUGCUCCAAAUGCAGCCAGCACAGCACAGCGAAAUAAUAAAACACAUGGCCAAGUUAACUGACAAUAUCCAGGUGCCUAUGGCUCGGGCUAGCAUAUUGUGGCUUAUUGGUGAGUACUGUGAACAUGUGCCUAAAAUAGCUCCUGAUGUAUUGAGGAAGAUGGCCAAGUCCUUCACUAAUGAAGAAGAUAUUGUUAAACUGCAGACCAUAAACCUUGCAGCAAAGUUGUAUCUGACUAAUUCAAAGCAGACGAAGCUUCUCACUCAGUAUGUUUUGAAUCUGGCUAAGUAUGACCAAAAUUAUGACAUCAGAGACAGAACAAGAUUCAUCCGCCAGUUGAUUGUACCCACAGAAAAAAGUGGAGCACUUAGUAAGCAUGCCAAGAAACUCUUUCUGGCUCAAAAACCUGCACCUAUUUUGGAGUCUCCAUUUAAAGAUCGGGAUCACUUUCAGUUGGGCUCACUUUCUCACCUGUUGAAUGCUAAAGCUGUUGGGUAUCAGGAGCUACCAGACUGGCCAGAAGAGGCCCCCGAUCCGUCUGUGCGCAACGUGGAGGUGAAGGAAGCUGUACCUGAAUGGACUAAGUGCCCAAGCAGGGAGAAGAGGAAAGAAAGGGAGGAGAAACCAUUCUAUUCUGAUUCAGAAGGCGAAUCAGGACCCACAGAGUCCGCAGACAGUGAACCAGAGUCAGUCAGUGAGUCAGUGAGUGCGAGUGGUGGGAGUAGCAGUGGGAGUGGAUCAGGCUCUGAAAGUGAAGAGGAGGAGGAAAGUGAAGAUGAAGAAGAGUCUGAAAAAGAAGAAAAGAAAAAGGGAAAGAAGAAUGAAACACAGAGUGCGGGAAGUGAUGAAAGUGAUCGGGAACAAAAAGCAGCAGCAAAAGGGAAGAAAAAAACAAUACGAACAUCCAAAAAAUCAGCCUCUGAAGAAAGCAGCUCAGAGAGCGAAUCUGAGAGUGAGUCUUCUUCAGAAGAGGAUAAAGAAGAGGAAGAAAAAGUACAACCGCAGCUUGAGCCUAGAAAGAAGAAGCCUUCUACAGUUACCAAACCAGCAGUGAAGAAGCCCAAAGAGACGAAGGAGAUGUCUUUAUUGGAUCUAGACGACUUCUCUGCACCCUCUGCUCCUCCUACAACUUCAGGAAGCAUUGUCUCAUCCAGCCUUGUGACUGACCUGGAAGGGUUAUCAUUAACAGACACAUCUCUAUCCCCCACAGUAAUCAGUCCUAUAUUCUCCACGAGUCGCACAUUUGAGCUACUACAUCGAAUGACAGGAGAGGGUCUUUCUGUUGAAUAUAUAUUCAGCCGCCAGCCCUUCACACCUGAUCAUCGCAUGGUGUCCGUUCAAAUCAAGAUCUCCAACAACACUGACAGUGAGGUGCGGAAUAUCAGUAUAAAUGAGCCCAAGCUGCUAUGUGGCAUGAGGAUGCAGGAGUUUCAGGAAAUUGAAUCACUGCCAUCAGGUGAAAGUGCUACUGUGAUUAUGGGCAUUGAUUUCUGUGACUCCACGCAAGCUGCCAACUUCCAACUCUGCACACAUACACGCCAGUUCUACGUGUCUAUCCAGCCACCAGUGGGAGAGCUCAUGCUUCCUGUGUUCAUGAGUGAAAAUGAAUUCAAGAGAGAGCAGGGUAAACUCACUGGAAUGAAUGAGAUCACAGAACUAUUGUCAGUGUCUGGGAAGUAUCAAAGUGACCAUGUCAUUGUACAGCGAGUCACAUCUGCUGCAAACAUGAACCGUGUUCCUUGUGGUACAGAUAAAGAAUUCAGAUUCGCAGCUAAAACAGUAUCCAGUGGAACCCUUGUCCUGGUAACUUUGAAGCUGAAGGAUGCUACUUCUGCAGUGCUGACUAUCAAUAGUGAAAAAAUGGUGAUUGCAACCAUGUUAGCCAAGGACAUUGUCCAGGCCCUGACACAGUGAUACGUUAGCAUCCGAUAUAGGUAUAGCGAGUGCACUUGUUGUAUUGGUUUAAUACCUGCACUAAAACUAUUGUAAAGAUCAGAUGAUGCGUGACCCAUGGAACAUCUUAUAUUGCUGAUAACUCAGUUUAUUUGUAGUUUAGUAUUUCUUCAUAAAAAUCUUUAGUCAUUCAUAUCACUAAAGAGAAGGAAGUGAAUGUGUAUACUGAAAAAGAUGAAGACACUGUACUUGCAUGGCCUUAAUAUUAUUUUGCCUCAGAAAAGUCAGUAACAAAGGGUAGAACAAUGAAUGCAACAUUUUAUGUAUCUUUAUAGCAUAUACAGAUCUGCUGUUGUCUUUUAUUAUUUAUAUUUUUAGAACUGAUAGAAUGGGAGAACCACUUAAUAUUAUAGUGUUUACAACCCUUCAGUGUUUCCAUGCUCCACAAUAGAAAAAAACAAACAUAGGUAAUAGGUAAACAACAUGUUGAAACAGUGAAGCCUCUUUGAGAAGACCACUCAAAAUUUCAAUAAAAAGUAGUUUUUUAUGGGGAUGGCUUUCUCAAAGAAAAUGGCCCCAAUGCAAACUGUACGGUGGACAGAUAACGUCUAGAUAAGGGGAUGGUGUCUUCAAUGAGGUUUCAUUUGGGGGAGGUUUCACUGUAUGUGCAUCUCUUGAGACUAUAUUGGAGUGGGACUAUGUUCUAUAGAAUCAUAUGGAAAGCUACUUCUCAGCACUACUAACAUGUGUAAUUAUUAUAAUUUAUUAGUUGAUACAUUCAGGUUCCAUUGGAGAGUUUUACAUCUGUGCUGUGCUUCCUAUACCCUAGACACUUGCAUUCUUACAAAGUAUGAUCCCAUGAUUGGUGCACCUACUGAUAGGAUAUGACAAUGUGACAGUAGUAUACUGUACCCCUGAAGUGACUUCUUACUGUUUCCCAGCCCCGUGUACUAUUUUCAGUGAAAGAAUAUAAUUUUAUUUAUUAACAUCUGUUAAGACUUUCAAUAAAGUUAAACAUGAGGAAGAA
Hyla sarda is the source of this 5167-nucleotide messenger RNA. It is a transcript of the gene AP3B2, whose product is annotated as adaptor related protein complex 3 subunit beta 2. Bases 730 to 4161 code for a protein of 1143 amino acids. Gene Ontology annotation, cellular component: membrane coat; AP-3 adaptor complex. Lineage: Eukaryota; Metazoa; Chordata; Amphibia; Anura; Hylidae. The record is from RefSeq and is a predicted model, not a curated record. Gene Ontology annotation, biological process: vesicle-mediated transport; anterograde synaptic vesicle transport; intracellular protein transport. The transcript is spliced from 27 exons.